Messenger RNA from Opisthocomus hoazin, 1146 nucleotides. Lineage: Eukaryota; Metazoa; Chordata; Aves; Opisthocomiformes; Opisthocomidae. The record is from RefSeq and is a predicted model, not a curated record.
AUGAAGAAAGAUAUAGAGACUUUAAUAACCCAGGAAAAAGCGGAGAUCGUUGCCAAAUAUGAGAAGGGCAGACAGGAAGGAGCUCAGAUUGACCCAUGGGAAGAUGCUGAUUUCACGCUUUAUAAAGUUACAGACCGGUUUGGAUUCCUGCACGAGCAGGAGCUGCCAACCCGCACGGCCUUGGAAGAGAAGCAAAAACAGCAGGAAAUCGAACGUGUGGACAAGUGGCUAAAGAUGCUGAAGAAAUGGGGCAAAUACAGAAACAGUGACAAGAUGUGCCGGCGAGUGUACAAAGGGAUCCCUCUUCAGGUGCGAGGCCAGGUCUGGUCGCUUCUGCUGGACGUUGAGAAGAUGAAGAAGGAAAAUGAAGGAAAGUAUGAGCAAAUGAAAGAACAAGCAAAGAGCUUUUCAUCAGAAAUCAAGCAGAUAGAUUUGGAUGUUAACCGCACCUUCCGAAACCACAUCAUGUUUCGGGAUCGCUACGGAGUGAAGCAACAGGCACUCUUCCAUGUCCUGUCAGCAUACUCUGUUUAUAACACCGAAGUGAGCUACUGCCAAGGCAUGAGCCAGAUUGCAGCCAUCCUCCUGAUGUACUUAAACGAAGAGGAUGCAUUUUGGGCACUGGCACAGCUGCUGACCAACCAGCGGCAUGCCAUGCACGGCUUUUUCAUUCCUGGGUUCCCGACCUUGUUAUCAGACAAGGAGCAGAUGACUACGGGGAUUUACACGACCAAGUGGUUCCUGCAGUGUUUCAUUGACCGGACCCCCUUCACCCUCACCUUGCGGCUGUGGGAUAUCUACAUCCUGGAAGGAGAGCGGGUACUGACGGCCAUGGCUUACACCAUCCUCAAACUGCACAAAAAGCGCUUGCUGAAGAUGACGCUGGAAGAUUUACGGGAAUUUCUGCAGGAGAAAAUUGCCGCUUCCCUGCAGUAUGAGGACGAUGCUGUCAUUGAGCAACUGCAGGUGUCAAUGACCGAACUGCGCAAGAUGAAAUUUGACCUCCCCCCGCCAGCAAAGUCUGAGGAGUUCCCACGGAAACCCUUGGGCCUGGAGCUCUCCCUCAACCCAGUAGCCGUCUGGGUGAGCACCCCCUGGACAGGGAGCCCCAUCCCGACAGAGGUCCCAGGGCGCCAGGAGGAAUGA